Mauremys mutica (yellowpond turtle) is the source of this 880-nucleotide messenger RNA. RefSeq names its product antigen WC1.1-like. The record is from RefSeq and is a predicted model, not a curated record. The transcript is spliced from 6 exons. Bases 58 to 684 code for a protein of 208 amino acids. NCBI's taxonomy places the organism in Eukaryota, Metazoa, Chordata, Testudines, Geoemydidae.
UUCCAUCCAGCUUCCCCGCAACGCCCUCCGACUGACAGUGGGAGAGUCACGGUACCCAUGGUCGUCUGCAUUAUCCUGGGGGCCCUGCUCUGCCUGGUCUUAAUCAUUCUGGGGGUGCAGGUGCGAAGUGCCAGGGCACAGCGCAGAGGCUCCAGAAGACCCAUGUAUCCCGUCUCAGAGGCCGUGUACGAGGAGAUCGAUUAUAACCUGAUGAGAGAGAAGCAGGAGAUGUUCAGUCGCUCAGUCUCCUAUUCAGAUGACUCAGUGACGAAGCUGCAGUAUUACACCGGGGACAGCGAGGGGGAAAACGAUUCUGAAUCAGAACAAGAGGGAGCUUCCCUAGGGGGGUCUCAGCUGGAUUACGAUGAUGUGGAGGAGCCUGCCUUGAACGACGUCCCCCAGACUCCAGACGGCCGAGAUGCCCCUGCCCUGCCUGGAGAUGUCCCAGGGGAUGGUUAUGAUGAUGUCAGAGAAGUGUCUGACCCUGAAGGUGACCCUGGUUUGGGGCAGAAUAAUGAGAAAGGCACUGGGGCGAGUGACAGGGAUUCACAGACAGGUUGGGGUCAGCACUCGCUAAGGGGUGAAGUUGUCUCUGGGGUGGAGAAGGAAACCCCGUCCCUGCCUCCUGGAGACACAGGAUAUGAUGAUGUGGGAAAUGGUGAUUCUGGGGGUUCAAUAUCAUAACAAUUUGAUUGGACAAAAUAACCCUGUGAUGAUGUAAACGCUUCACCUCUUUGUCUCAGAAAUGAUGCCCAGAGGAAGUCCCUUCCUGGUUGAUAGAUAAAGCAAGUAUUUUUUAUGGGAUUUGUGUGAAGUUUCAGGAAAUGCAAAAGUGAAUGGGAAAAGGUUCAUUAGCUUUCUUUGUAUAAUUUUCCAUUGU